Messenger RNA from Brassica rapa (field mustard), 835 nucleotides. RefSeq lists its product as uncharacterized. The record is from RefSeq and is a predicted model, not a curated record. Lineage: Eukaryota; Viridiplantae; Streptophyta; Magnoliopsida; Brassicales; Brassicaceae.
CUUUCAAAUCUCUCUUCCCUGCUCAUUGCAGGGAAACCACCCCACCCCUUCUUGAAUCUCUUUUGUUCACCAUGGAAGUCAAAAACCAGAUCAAUGGUAGAGAAGAAGAGAUCAAGAACAAGAUGAAGAAGAAAAGAUCACGUGGCAUGCACGUGAUUGGUGUAGCUUUGUACAUGCUUCGCCGUCGUAGGAGGACAAAGCCGUUUAGAAAUGGGUUUUGGCGGCGAGUUGUUGAGUCCUUUCAGCAGUUGAAAAACGAUAAGAUUACCAUGCAGCCACCGUCUAAUAUUACGAUAAUGCCACCGGCUUCUCCGGUGAAGGAGAAACCUCCAGCGAGUAAUGACGAUCGGCUAUCAGAGAUGGUAGAGGUUUUCACGGCGACGUCUUCUUCUUGCUCUUCGGGAAUCUCCGGAUAUGGAUCGGCAAAGUCGUUGCGUGAUAUGGACUGUCUUGAUGAAGAUGAAGAUGAUGAUGAUGAUGAGGAUUGCUAUCGUGACGUUGAUGGAGGUGAUGAGAUGAUUGACGUGAAAGCGGAGGAGUUUAUUGAGAGAUUUUACGAGCAAAUGAGGAUGCAAAAUCAGGCUUAUACAGGACGUUGCAAAGGCAAAGGGACGAUGACGGUCUAGCGAUGAAGCAUAUUAUAUGACAUGAACGUAUGGUUUAUACAUGCAUAGAGAUGUGCAUGUUUAUCACACUGGAAGGUUCUUAGGGUAUGUCUUUGUCUUUAAUUAUAUCGAAACAUUUAAUCUGCAAGAAAACAUAUCAUCUAUUUGUUUAUUUUAUAAAUUUAAUUAGUGUGUUUGAGUGUUUCUAGUCGAUGGUUAAUUUGUACGAA